Molecule: messenger RNA, 1056 nt
Organism: Cylindrotheca closterium
Lineage: Eukaryota; Bacillariophyta; Bacillariophyceae; Bacillariales; Bacillariaceae
Source: the annotation of a GenBank genome assembly
AUGCCCAAAGACUUCUCGUCCAAGCCCUUGCAGCAGCUGCAGCUGCAACAACAACAACAACAACAACAACAACAGCCGAUGGAAGAUUCUUUGAUGUCUCUGUUGCAGUUUCCAUCUCAAAUGGGAGUGGAAGGACAAUCCUUUGCUCCUUUUAAUGAGCACCUGGAUUCCUUUUGCGAUCCCUUUGAUGAUCCUGAUAUGGAACCUCUUCCGUUGGGUCCAGGGAUUGCAAAUGAUUGCUUUCAACAGCAGCAGCAGCAGCAGCAACAACAAGUCAAGCCAAUGGAGGCUCCAUCGCUCGAAUCCCUCAUGGCAUUGAAUGAUUUGCAGCAGCUUCAGCAGGCCAACCUAAUCUUGGAGAAUAACAACCCCAUGCAAUUCUUGUCUUCCAUCUUGGACCCCAUCGUGCAAAUUUCUGCAGGAUCCAAGCGAAACUUUGAGAAUACGUCCUCCUUCCAACAACAACAACAAAAACAACAAGAGCAAGAACAAGUGGUGGAGGAAACUUGUGUCAACAAGAGGCAAAAGCUGGACUACCAGUUUGAAAACGACAAUGAAGAAAGCAUUGCCCGCUUCCGACCGUACCAAGAAAACCAAUGGCGGAUUCAAUUCAAAAAGCUCAUUGAAUUCAAGCUCAAGAAUGGACACUGCUGUGUUCCUCACAGUUUCCCAGAAGACCCCAUCCUGGCUCGUUGGGUCAAGAGACAACGUUACCAAUACAAGAAACUGAACGAGAAAGACCCCUCUUCCACGAUGACCACUCGUCGCAUUGAAGAACUCGAGUCAGUUGGCUUUGUGUGGCAUUCUCAUGCAGCUGCCUGGAUGGAAAAGCUCAAUGACUUGAAAGCCUUCAAGGCACAAACGGGUCACUGCAACGUCCCCUCGCACUACCCCGAAAAUGUCCAACUAUCGACUUGGGUCAAGUGCCAGAGACGGCAAUACAAAUUGUACAUUUCUGGAGCAUCCUCCAACAUGACCGUCCAGCGAUUCGAAGCCUUGGAAGAUCUUGGGUUUGUCUUUGAUAUUCGAAACAAGAGUUCCAAGAAGAAGAAGUAA